This is a messenger RNA of Carassius gibelio (silver crucian carp), 3527 nucleotides long. Its product is annotated as ras-related protein Ral-A. Gene Ontology annotation, cellular component: plasma membrane. Gene Ontology annotation, molecular function: GDP binding; GTPase activity; GTP binding. The transcript is spliced from 5 exons. The record is from RefSeq and is a predicted model, not a curated record. Gene Ontology annotation, biological process: Ras protein signal transduction; regulation of exocytosis. The coding region runs from base 313 to 921 and encodes 202 amino acids. NCBI's taxonomy places the organism in Eukaryota, Metazoa, Chordata, Actinopteri, Cypriniformes, Cyprinidae.
UGUGUCGGGAUCAUCCUCUGACACACACCCAGCUCUGACUGCUGCCCGCCGCACCGGAGACCGGAGACACCCGCUUCAGCCGAACACAGAGCACUCGGACCGGAUCUGAUGACCUCGCUCGGGAUGUGGAGGCUGCAGUGACGCCAGAGAUCAGGGAAGAGGAAGCUCUCCCUUCCCAGAAGCCCCUGUGUCUCUGGAUCACCUUCAGCUGAAGCAGACACACAGGUGCACAGCAGCAGUACAUGAUCUUCUGGAACUGACUGACCCCUGACCCCUGGCUUCAGUGACCUCUGACCCCUGGCAGCCGUGACCAUGGCAGCAGCCAAGACCUCGCUGGCUCUGCACAAGGUGAUCAUGGUCGGCAGCGGCGGAGUCGGGAAGUCUGCGCUCACUCUGCAGUUCAUGUACGAUGAGUUUGUGGAGGACUACGAGCCCACGAAGGCUGACAGCUACAGGAAGAAGGUGGUUCUGGACGGCGAGGAGGUGCAGAUAGAUAUUCUGGACACCGCCGGUCAGGAGGACUACGCAGCGAUCAGAGAUAACUACUUCCGCAGCGGCGAGGGCUUCCUCUGCGUCUUCUCCAUCACCGAACUCGAGUCUUUUACAGCCACGGCUGACCUCAGAGAGCAGAUUCUGCGGGUGAAGGAGGACGAGAACGUCCCCUUCCUGUUGGUGGGAAAUAAGUCAGAUCUGGAGGACAGGAGACAGGUGAACGCUGACGAGGCCAAAGCCCGAGCGGAUCAGUGGAGCGUGAGCUACGUGGAGACGUCUGCCAAAACCAGAGCCAACGUGGACAAGGUUUUCUUCGACCUCAUGAGGGAAAUCCGCUCUAGGAAGAUGGAGGACAGCAAGGAAAAGAACGGAAAGAAGAAGAGGAAAUGUCUGGCCAAACGAAUCCGUGAAAGAUGUUGUAUUUUAUAGUGUCUGCGAUCCUUUAGUGUCCUGUGUGUUCUCGUCCUCGGCUGCGAUGUGUCCGACCAGACGAAGCACAGCUCACUGAGAUGGAGAGAACUUCAUAGAUUCAUGCACUAGAGGGUGGACUUCCUGUGUGAGAGAUCUGGACUUCCUGUGUGAGAGAUCUGGACUUCCUGUGUGAGAGAUCUGGACUUCCUGUGUGAGAGAUCUGGACUUCCUGUGUGAGAGAUCUGGACUUCCUGUGUGAGAGAUCUGGACUUCCUGUGUGAGAAAUCUGGACUUCCUGUGUGAGAGAUCUGGACUUCCUGUGAGAGAUCUGGACUUCCUGUGUGAGAGAUCUGGACUUCCUGUGAGAGAUCUGGACUUCCUGUGAGAGAUCUGGACUUCCUGUGUGAGAGAUCCGGACUUCCUGUGUGAGAGAUCUGGACUUCCUGUGUGAUAGAUCUGGACUUCCUGUGUGAGAGAUCUGGACUUCCUGUGAGAGAGAUCUGGACUUCCUGUGUGAGAGAUCUGGACUUCCUGUGUGAGAGAUCUGGACUUCCUGUGUGAGAAAUCCGGACUUCCUGUGAGAGAGAUCCGGACUUCCUGUGUGAGAGAUCUGGACUUCCUGUGUGAGAGAUCUGGACUUCCUGUGUGAGAGAUCUGGACUUCCUGUGUGAGAGAUCUGGACUUCCUGUGUGAGAGAUCUGGACUUCCUGUGAGAGAUCUGGACUUCCUGUGUGAGAGAUCUGGACUUCCUGUGAGAGAUCUGGACUUCCUGUGAGAGAUCUGGACUUCCUGUGUGAGAGAUCUGGACUUCCUGUGUGAGAGAUCUGGACUUCCUGUGUGAGAGAUCUGGACUUCCUGUGUGAGAGAUCUGGACUUCCUGUGUGAGAGAUCUGGACUUCCUGUGUGAGAGAUCUGGACUUCCUGUGAGAGAUCUGGACUUCCUGUGUGAGAGAUCUGGACUUCCUGUGUGAGAGAUCUGGACUUCCUGUGUGAGAGAUCCGGACUUCCUGUGUGAGAGAUCCGGACUUCCUGUGUGAGAGAUCCGGACUUCCUGUGUGAGAGAUCUGGACUUCCUGUGUGAGAGAUCCGGACUUCCUGUGAGAGAGAUCCGGACUUCCUGUGUGAGAGAUCUGGACUUCCUGUGUGAGAGAUCUGGACUUCCUGUGUGAGAAAUCCGGACUUCCUGUGUGAGAGAUCUGAGAGAUGUGUAUUUAAUUUCAUUCAUGUCAGAUGUGUUUGAGUUCUCAGGACUCUUCCUGUAUAUGAACACAUUUCUGCUUUACUGAUAAAACCACUUUGGGUCAGUAAGAUUUCUAAAAAUGUUUUUGAAAGAAGUCCGUUCUGCUCAUCAAGGCUGCAUUCAUUUGAUCAAAAAUUGUGAAAUAUUAUUACAAUAUCAAAUACAAUUUUCUGUGUGAAUCUGUGUUAAAGUGUAAUGUAUUUCUGUGAUGCUCCGCUGUAUUUUCAGCAUCAUUCCUCCAGUCUUCAGUGUCACAUGAUCUUCAGAAAUCAUUCUGUCGUUGAAAUGAACAACUUUUGUAACAUUUUACUGUCACUUUAAUGCAUCCUUCAUGAAUAGAAGUACUGAUUUCCUGAGAAGAAGAAAGUCUUACUGAGACGAGGCUUUUACAUUAAUGUUUAGAUCACCUGAAAACAAAGUUCAUUCUGGUGUAAAGAAGUCUUCUUCUAGCCUUACAGCUAAAAUGAGUGUGUGAUGUAUUACUUUAAUGUAGGUUUAAAUGCAUUACAUGACACUUUAUUGACUUGAGGGGUCUUGAAAAACUGAAAACACAAGAAGAGCUAAUUAGCAGGAUUUCAAGAAGAAGAAAAAAAAGACAAGCUUUAUGGUUAAAUUAUUAACUAAAGAAAAAACCCCGUCAAUUUGUUGGUUUGUGGCUAAGCAAGUAGUAAUUGUUAUGCAUAAAAACUGCAGUACACUAAGAAGCGAUGAGAUCUGUGUAGUUUGGUGUUUUUUUUAAUUCCUUAACAUCUGAAGCAGCUCGUGGAACAGGAAGUUCCUCUGGCUGCUGCGGUUCAGUGUGCUUGACUUCCUGCUGCCUUGAUGUCCAUGGUGAAUGUGACUCUCAUCCAGUCCCUUUACUCUCGAUGCGUCUGCAUCCUUGCUCUCAGACCACGACACGCACAUUAGUUGUGGUGCGGAGUUUGAUGACAAUCUUAUGUUUUUCACAUGUGAUGUGUGCUCCUGCCCCACGGCUCCAGUCUCAAUCAUUUCAAUGUAUAUCAGUGACUGUUUCUUUUCAUUCUGCCUUUCUCCUUUUUUAUAUAUGUAUUGUUAUUGUGAAAGCUUAUUUCAGCUAUUACAAAAAAUAUUUUUUUUUUCUAAUUUAAAUGUGUUUUAUUAUUCGCAAGAAUGUUAUUUAUAUUCAGUACUAACUUUUAUUCCCAUUAUACCUCUGUAGUGCAUGGAAGCCCAUCCGGUCAAAACUGAAAUUUUUAUCCUACAAUUUUUUUUUUUCUUACAAUAAAUUUUACAUUUAUUUUGUGGUUAAAAAAUAUUUUUAUUAUUAUUAUUUAAUUUUUUUAUCCAGUUGUGGAAACAAGCUUCUGUAUAUUUGUAUUUUAGUACAAAAUAAACAUAUGGCAGAUCGUCGAGAUCAUCAUAA